This is a messenger RNA of Beauveria bassiana ARSEF 2860, 1266 nucleotides long. Its product is annotated as acetyl-CoA acetyltransferase. Gene Ontology annotation, molecular function: acetyl-CoA C-acetyltransferase activity. Lineage: Eukaryota; Fungi; Ascomycota; Sordariomycetes; Hypocreales; Cordycipitaceae. Bases 1 to 1266 code for a protein of 421 amino acids. The transcript has 3 exons. The record is from RefSeq and is a predicted model, not a curated record. Gene Ontology annotation, biological process: fatty acid beta-oxidation.
AUGUCCAAUCUUCCUCCCGUCUACAUCGUCUCGGCCGCCCGAACCCCCAUCGGCUCGUUCCUCGGCUCCCUCUCCAGCUUGAGCGCCACUCAGCUCGGCUCCGUCGCCAUCAAGGGUGCCGUCGAGCGUGCCGGUAUCAAGCCCGAAGAGGUCGAAGAGGUCUACUUUGGCAAUGUCCUCUCCGCUGGGUACGGACAACCCACCCUGCUUCCCACCACAACCAUACAAUCAAUAUUACUAACACCCGCGCCCAACCAAAACAGCCUCGGCCAGGGCCCUGCUCGCCAGUGCGCCAUCGGCGCUGGCCUGCCCCAGUCGACCAUUUGCACCACCGUUAACAAGGUCUGCGCCUCGUCCCUCAAGGCCAUUGUCCUCGGCGCGCAAAACAUUAUGCUCGGCACCUCGUCCGUCGUCGUCGCCGGCGGCACCGAAUCCAUGUCCAACACCCCGCACUACCUGCCCAACCUCCGCAACGGCGCCAAGUACGGCGACCAGACGCUCGUCGACGGCGUCCUCAAGGACGGACUGACCGACGCCUUCCGAAAGGAGCACAUGGGCCUCGCCGGCGAGCUCUGCGCCUCGGACAAUGACCUCUCACGCGCCGCCCAGGACGAGUACGCCAUCAACUCGUACAAAAAGGCCCAGGCUGCCACCGCCGCCGGCCUCUUCAAGGAGAUUGUCCCCGUCGAGGUCCCCGGCGGACGCGGCAAGCCCAACAUUGUUGUCGACAAGGACGACGAGGUCAAGAACCUCAACGAGGACAAGCUCAAGGCCAUGCGCCCGGCCUUCAAGUCGGACGGCACCAUCACCGCCCCCAACGCCGCCCCCAUCAAUGACGGCGCCGCCGCUGUCGUCCUCAUGUCCGAGGCCAAGGUCAAGGAGCUCGGCGUUACGCCCAUUGCCAAGAUCCUCGGCUGGGGCGACGCCGAGCGCGAGCCCGAGCGCUUCACCGUCGCGCCCGCCCUCGCCAUCCCCAAGGCCAUCAAGCACGCCGGCCUCACCGACAAGGACGUCGACUACUACGAGAUCAACGAGGCCUUUUCCGUCGUCGCCCUCGCCAACCUGAAGCAGCUCAACCUGUCGGCCGACAAGGUCAACGUCUACGGCGGCUCCGUCGCCAUCGGCCACCCGCUGGGCUGCUCUGGCGCCCGCGUCCUCACCACCCUCACCUCUGUCCUCAAGGAGAAGAAGGCCAAGAUUGGCUGCGUCGGCAUCUGCAACGGCGGCGGCGGCGCCUCUGCCCUGGUCAUUGAGAAUCUUCAGUAA